CCAUUGUCUCUCUCAUUGAAGAAGUUUGGAAAACUUUUUGUUAAACCCGACGGUUUCAUCUUUUCUUUUAACUUGUUAUUUGUGUGUUUCUUGAUCUUCUUUGGAAGCAAGACAAGACUGUGGAUCGAAGCGGCGGCGAGCACUGAUCGUAUCUCACAACGAUCAUAUUAAUGGAUAGAAUGUGUGGUUUUCGUUCGACGGAAGACUAUUCGGAGAAAGCAACGCUGAUGAUGCCGUCCGAUUACCAGUCUUUGAUUUAUUCAUCCACCGGAGCCAAUCGCGUGUUUGGAUCCGACGAACUCGCUACGGCUUUAUCGUCAGAGGCGCCUCCACGUAUUCGAAAAGCUGAUGAUAAUUUCUCUCUUAGUGUCAUCAAAUCCAAAAUCGCUUGCCAUCCUUUGUAUCCUCACUUGCUCCAAACCUACAUCGAUUGCCAAAAGGUAGGAGCACCUAUGGACAUAGCGUGUAUAUUGGAAGAGAUUCAGCAAGAGAACCAUGUGUACAAGAGAGAUGUUGCUCCAUUAUCUUGCUUUGGAGAUGAUCCUGAGCUUGACGAAUUCAUGGAAACCUACUGUGAUAUUUUGGUUAAAUACAAAACCGAUCUAGCGAGGCCGUUCGAUGAGGCUACAACUUUCAUAAACAAGAUCGAAAUGCAGCUUCUGAACCUGUGCACUGGUCCAGUGUCUGCUACAGCUCUUUCAGAUGAUGGUGCGGUUUCAUCUGAUGAGGAACUGAGAGAAGAUGAUGACGUAGCAGCGCAAGACAGCCAACAAAGAAGCAAUGACCGGGAUCUCAAGGAUCAGCUUCUGCGUAAAUUCGGUAGCCAUAUCAGUUCAUUGAAACUUGAGUUCUCUAAGAAGAAGAAGAAAGGGAAGCUACCAAGAGAAGCAAGACAAGCGUUGCUCGAUUGGUGGAAUGUUCAUUAUAAAUGGCCUUACCCCACUGAAGGCGACAAACUAUCAUUGGCGGAAGAAACUGGUUUGGAUCAAAAACAAAUAAACAAUUGGUUUAUAAACCAAAGAAAACGUCAUUGGAAGCCUUCGGAGAACAUGCCGUUCGAUAUGAUGGAUGAUUCUAAUGAAACAUUCUUUACCGAGGAAUGAAAAGAGAGAGAUGAAAUUGUGCAUUGUAUAAUCUUACAUUGUUUUCCCAAGAAAAGAAAAGGAGUAAAAAGCUUUGGUACAU
Messenger RNA from Arabidopsis arenosa, 1185 nucleotides. The record is from the annotation of a GenBank genome assembly. NCBI's taxonomy places the organism in Eukaryota, Viridiplantae, Streptophyta, Magnoliopsida, Brassicales, Brassicaceae.